This is a messenger RNA of Eubalaena glacialis (North Atlantic right whale), 753 nucleotides long. RefSeq lists its product as uncharacterized. The record is from RefSeq and is a predicted model, not a curated record. Lineage: Eukaryota; Metazoa; Chordata; Mammalia; Artiodactyla; Balaenidae.
AUGUGUAUCUAUUUCUGCAGGGGUGGAGGGGGAGUGUCGGCCCCCUGCCCAGCUAUGCAGGGGGUGGGGUAGGACUUUUCCAGAGAGGGAGCCAGGCCUGGCCCUGGCCCCAAGAGCUCACGCCCCCACCCCUUACUUCUCCAGGGAACUGCCAAAGCCAAACCCAGCUCAGGACAGGAUUAUGUGUACUGGGUAGACCCAUGGAGAAGAGGUAGCAGAGAGAAGCAGAGGCAGAGAGGGAGUAGAGAGGGGACCCGGACCCGGCAGCAAGAAGCGGCAGUGAUCAUCACCCCAUCUCUCCUUCCCCAACCUCCAGUAACAGAGUCAGGCAGAGAGCUGAAGUUUUGGGUGGAACGUUGGCCCUCCUCUGGAGCCCCUACCCCCCCCCCCAUCAGGGCGGAGUUGCUGACCUCAGUGGUCAGCCCAGCCAAGGGAAGGAGCAGCCAUCAGCAACCCCCUUCCCAACCCCAAGCAGCUGAGGAGACCCUGCAGCUCAGGCUCAACCACUGUGAUCCCUCCCUUAACUUCAAGUCCUGGGGUCUCAGGGAGGGAAAUGGGGCUGAGUUACUACCCCCAAGCACAUUCCUGCCCUUCCCUCUGUCAUUUUCCGCCCCUGAGCUGGCCCACCUGGCAUUAGCUCCUUGGAUUCCUCUCCCGGGUGCCUUUUGGAUCCAACAGAAACAUUUUUUUUUUUUCCUGGAAAGCAGAACUCCGAGCAGCAUGAGGAGUGGGGGUGGGAAGGGCUCAUUGUGA